This is a messenger RNA of Racocetra fulgida, 346 nucleotides long. The record is from the annotation of a GenBank genome assembly. Lineage: Eukaryota; Fungi; Glomeromycota; Glomeromycetes; Diversisporales; Gigasporaceae.
UCACUUAACAUUGACCCUAAUACUGAAGUGUAUAAUGUGUCCAGUGACGAAUAUCCAUAUCAAGAACAGUAUUAUGAUAACUCUGAAUCAAAAACCAAGCUUGGCAAAUAUAAAAAACGGAAACAAUUACGAAAAAGUCAAGAAUUUUGGAAAAAGUUAAUGAAUGAAAUGUUACCAAAAAAUCCAAUAAUAAUUAAUGUCGUAAAUAGAAUUGUUAAUAAAAUUGGAGGAACGAAUAGUUUUAUUAGUGCACAUGCAAGGUUAGGAGAUGGCUAUUUUGUCAAGAAUCAAGACCAAACAGUACAAGAACUCAUCAAAAGAAUUCAAGAAGAUUUUAAAAAUAUCA